AUGUCUGUCCUGCUGAUGCUGUGUGUCCCGCUCCUGGCCCUGGCGACCCCGGGCCGAGGCACCCGGCGAUGGGAACCCUGCACAGACCUGCGCCCCCUGGACAUCCUGGCAGAGGCCCUCCCUCCAAAUGGCGCUGCGGGCGGAAUCAGGGUGACACAGGCGAAUGGCGUGCGAGGACUCCAGCUCUCGGCCGCCGCCCCCCACGCCAUGAGCUUCCCCGCAUCGAGGAUUUUCUUCCAAUGCGACCUCUUCCCUGAAGAAUUUUCGAUCGUCAUAACCUUGAAAGUUCCCAAUCUUCCCCCUAAGGUCAGUGAUGCUUUUUACUCAUGUCCAGCUAAUAUUCCCAUCCCCCCACCAGGCUGGAAGCCCCCCAAGGUGAGGCCCCCAGGGGCCCGUUGCUGCUUCCCCAUGGGGCCCAGGACAGUGCACUUCAUAGCCAGCGGCCCCGAGUGGAUCCGCAGGGCCCGAGCCUUCGCGGCCGCGGACGUCAGCCCCACCGCCCCCGCCAUGGCCGCGUCCACCCUGUCCGUCUGCUCCAGCGACCUGAGCUAUGGCAGCCGCGUCUGCCUGCCCGGGGCCUCGGACUCCUGCCCCGACUCCUCCUGGCAGGUGGACGACUGCCCAGAGAGCUGCUGUGGACGACUGCCCAGAGAGCUGCUGCGAGCCCCCGUGCUGCGCCCCGGCCCCCUGCCUGACCCUCCUGUGCGGACCCUCCUCCCCCUGCCAGGGAGACUGCUGCACCCCUGCAUGCUGCAAGCCCGUGUGCUGCACCCCUGUCUGCUGCAAGCCCGUCUGCUGCACCCCUGUGUGCUGCAACCACCCUCAAAUGUUUUCAGAAUGGCUGACGUGCCCUUCCCGGCCACCCUCUCGGUGCGAGGAGCCCGGUUCUUCAUCGGCAGCCGGAAGAGGACCAAAGGCCUGUUCACGGGCCUGGUGAGGCAGCUGGUCUUACUGCCUGGCUCGGAUGCCACCGCAAGGCUCUGUCCCUGCAGGAGUCCCGAGUUGGCUGUGCUGUCCAUCCCCCCAGUCCUGCAGGGCCCCCCGGGGAAGCCAGAAGAUAAUGAGGUGCUAAAAUAUCCCUAUGAAACCGACCUGAAGGUGACUCUGGGGUCCCGGCCUCCAUGCACCAAAAUGGAGGAUGCCCAGUUCUGGUUUGAUGCUAGCCGGAAGGGGCUGUUCCUGUGUGUGGGCAGCCAGUGGGUCUCCGUGUUAGCAGCCAAGGAGAAACUGGACUACGUGGAAGAACAUCAAAGCCUGUUCACCGACUCGGAGACGCUGGGCAUCGAGGUCUUUGCCAUCCCCGAGGCCGGGCUCUUCGUGGCAGCCGCCAACCGCAAAGCCACGUCCGCCAUCUACAAGUGGACCGAUGGGAAGUUCGCUUCCUACCAGAACAUUCCCACGCACCAGGCACAGUCCUGGAGACACUUCACCAUUGGGAAGAAGGUAUUCCUGGCUGUGGCUAAUUUUGAACCGAAUGAAAAGGGCCAGGAGUUCUCUGUCAUUUACAAAUGGAGCCAGAGGAAACUGAGGUUCACACCGUACCAGAGGGUCCCCACCCACAGCGCCCGGGACUGGGAAGCCUUCGAGAUGGCCGGGGAGCACUUCUUGGCCGUGGCCAACCACAGGGAAGGUGAUAACCACAACAUCGACAGCGUCAUCUACAAGUGGAACCCGAGGACCCGACUCUUCGAGGCCAACCAGACCAUUGCCACCUCGGGCGCCUACGACUGGGAGUUCUUCACCGUGGGGCCCUACUCCUUCCUGGCGGUGGCCAACGCCUUCAACGGCACGUCCACCAAGGUGCACUCCCACCUGUAUGUCUGGCUCCUCGGCUCCUUCCAGCUGUUCCAGGCCUUCCUGACGUUCGGCGCCGCGGACUGGGAGGUGUUUCACAUCGGAGAGAGGGUCUUCCUGGCCGUCGCCAACAGUCACAGCUACGACGUGGAAAUGGAAGCACGCAACGACUCCUACGUCAUCAACUCGGUCAUCUACGAGCUGAAUGUCACCGCGCAGACCUUCGUCAGGUUCCAGGAGAUCACCACCUGCAGCGCUCUGGACUGGGAGUUUUUCUCGGUGGGAGAAGAUUAUUUCCUGGUGGUCGCAAACUCCUUCGACGGAAACACCUUCCUGGUAAACAGUAUUAUUUACAGGUGGCAGGGGUAUGAAGGGUUCGUGGCCGUGCACAGCCUCCCGACCUUCGGCUGCAGAGACUGGGAGACCUUCCGCACCGCGGCGGGUUCCUACCUCGUCUACUCCAGCGCGAAGGAGCCCCGCUCCCGGGUGCUGAAGCUGAGGACGGGGUGA
Molecule: messenger RNA, 2304 nt
Organism: Puma concolor (puma)
Lineage: Eukaryota; Metazoa; Chordata; Mammalia; Carnivora; Felidae
Source: RefSeq, a predicted model, not a curated record